AUGGGCUCCAACCGUCCUUUUGGAUCAUCAGCUCUUCGGCUGUUCUUCUCGUGUCUACUGGGCGUGCUGCCGUUACGUGCCAACCCAGAGUCCGGGGCGUCGUUCUUCGGAGAUGGCUUCGUGGAGAUGCCCUUGGUGAAAGCGUACCCCACCGUCCAACUCCACGUGCAGUUCUACACCAGCCAGCGGAGUGGGCUCCUAUUCUUAGCAGCAGGGCAGACGGACUAUCUCCUGCUGGAACUCCGCGGGGGCAUGUUACAGGCAAGACUGGACUUAGGUUCAGAGGAACUGACGGUCAAGUCCCCAGCAGGGCCUCAACUCAAUAACCUCGUGAUCCAUGAUGCUGAUCUCUUGGUGGCAAACGGGCGGAUGUCCUUGACUGUGGAUGGCCUUUUCAAUGCUUCCGUGGUGCUCCCUGCUCCUCCGCAUCAACUGGAUAUCGAUUACGGCCUCUACGUGGGAGGGACGGGGAGUCUGGACCUGUCAUACCUCACCGGAGCAAGUUUGCCCUUCAGGGGCUGCCUCCACGCUGUGACGUUCAAUGACCACGAUGUCCUCUCUGCCCUGGCAUCCAGAUCCAGUGCCAAGAGAGUCCACGGUGUCCGAGAGGGAUGCAGCGAAGAAUUCUCUGCUGGGUCAGAUGACCCCUUGGGCUUUUUGGGACCAAAUUCUUAUAUUGCAUUCCCUGGUUGGAGCGCAAGAGCAGAAGGGACCAUUGAGUUUGUAAUAACCACCAGUGUGAAGCAAGCACCCCUGAUUUACCAAUCGGGGCUACAGAACGACUUCUUCUAUCUGGAAAUCUUUGACGGGCGCCUGAGGGGAGUGGUGGAGAAAGGGAACGGGCCCGUUGUUCUGCACAACAACAUCUACCUCAGCAACGAACAGGAACACUAUGUCAAGGUCCAUGUGGACGUCCGCCGGUUUGAAAUUCUCGUGGACUACUACGCCUCACAGACCUCCAACAAGGGCAUCAACAGCUACCUCGAUCUCCAAGGGCCACUGUUUGUCGGCGGCCUGAACGAGAAGGCCGCCAACCGGUUGAGGGAGCGUCGGUUGGCUUUUGCCUCAGGAAACAACUUCUCCAACAGCUCCUUUGUGGGAUGCAUGGAAGAUCUGAGGAUAAACCUGGAGAAGAGGAGCCUGCGCGAUGCUCUUGUCACUCGGGGCAUGACAGCCGGCUGCGGGACACUGGAUCAGUUUGCAGACUAUGAUGAUUCAUAUGAGCAGGAUGAAGCUCCCACAAGCCCUCCUCCAGAUUAUUGGCAGGGCCCGGUUGUGGAACCCUGUCGCCCAGACCCCAACCUCCCUCCGGUCUUUGCUAACUUCACCAAACUGUUGCAUGUCAGCCCACUGGUUGUUGCCGAAGGAGGCACCGCUUUCCUGGAGUGGCGCCACACCCAGCCGACCAUCGACCUCGGCAGCGCUAAUAUCAGGCAGUCCCAGGUUCUCUUCAAAGUCACCUCAGAUCCACGGCAUGGCCAGCUUGAGCUGGACAUCUUCAGUGUGAGGAACAGAAGGAAGUUUACUCUACUGGACAUCGUGAAUCGGAAAGUCAAGUAUGUCCACGACGGCUCUGAAGGGCCUAUGGACCAGGUGUUGCUAGAGGUAACCGUCACCUCUAGGAGAGGGAUUCCAGAGUGUUUAUGGCAAGGCCAGAUAUAUCUGCUUCCUAUAAAGAUAAACCCAACCAAUGAUGCCCCUGAAGUUGUCUUUCCACACGGAGACCUCAUGGUCAUUCUGGAACACACCAGCAAGGUCCUCAACUCAGAUAUCAUCCAAGCUCUCGAUGAUGACACCCCUUGUGAUAGCUUGCGGUUCCAGCUGCUUGGAGGGAAAAGAAUGGAAGAAGGCUACGUGGAGUAUGACUUCAAUCCUGGAGUCCCAAUUGAGGAAUUCUCCUGCAGAGAUUUGGAAGCGGGCCAUGUGGUAUACGUCCACCAAAGUGGGCCUACAUCACCACUUAUUUUCCAAGUCAAUGACGGCAUGGUCAUGAGUCCGGUAGCUACCUUGAGGGUGGUUGCUAUGGAGCCCGACAUCCAAGUACGCAACAACACAGGCCUCUUUGUCUCACAAGGGGGGGUCGUUCCAAUCACUACAGCCAACCUCUCUGUGGAAACCAAUGCAGUCCAACAAAAAGUGCCCAUCCUGUAUCGAUUGACUGCACCCCUCCAGUACGGCGAGAUCCAAAAGCAAGGGACAGUGGGUGGGGAAUGGAAGAAAGUCGACUCGUUCCAUCAGCAAGAGGUUGAGCAAGGGCGCAUCCAGUAUUUCAGCACAGACGCUGAGCACCUUGUAGAAGAUGUGAUUGAGAAGGUACAUUUUGUGGUCCAAGUGGGUCAGAAGACCCUGAGGAACAACACGUUCCUCAUCAGGAUCAAGAGGGCCACCAUCAGGAUGAAGACAAUGGUCCCACUCCAGAUGAAGAAUGAGAAGCAGAAAAACAUCACUACUGCCGAACUGGAGGCAGUUUUAGAUGAGGCAGGUUCCAGCCCAGCGUUUUUCCACUACCUGAUAGUUCAAUCGCCCAAAAAGGGGAACCUUGAACUCCAGGACAGUCGGCUGACAGAGGGCUUUGGUUUUACGCAAGAGGAUUUGCAAAACCGUCAUCUGAGCUACACUGCAACCAUCCGAGACUCAAGGGAGAGCGAAGACUUCUUCCAGUUCCGUGUCAUGGCAGAGGAACACUACUCACCUGUAUACACUUACACAAUACAUAUCGGGGGAGAUCCAGAUGCACCUACACUGACCAAUGUCCUUUUGUCUGUUUUAGAGGGAGGACAAGCUGUAAUUUCCAAGGACCAUUUGUUUGUCAAGACUGCGAACAGUAUGGAUUAUAUGUAUGAAGUGAUAGAAGGUCCAACCCAUGGGAGGCUGAUCUGGAGAACUUCCGGGAAUUGGCCAUCCGUCAAAGAGUCAGUAACAAAGUUCACCAACGAGGACAUCCUCCAAGGCCGUCUCGUAUACCAGCAUGAUGAUUCUGAGACCUUGGAGGACGACAUCCCCUUUGUGGCCAUCAGACAAGAUGAGGGGAGCUUGGAUUUGGAUGCCGAGGAAGUGAGGGAUGUUUUCAGAGUUUCCAUUCAGCCCGUGAAUGACCACAUGCCAGUCCAGGUGGUGAACAAAGUCUUUAACGUGGUGCGCCAUGGACAGCGCCUGUUGACCACUGAUGACUUUGCCUUUGUUGACCAGGACUCAGGCUUCUCGGACAUGCAACUGGUGUUGGUGAGGAAGGACAUUCUCUUUGGCAGCAUAAUUGCCGUAGACAACAGAAGCCUCCAGGUAUAUCGUUUCACUCAGGAUGACCUGAGGAAGAAGAAAAUCCUUUUUGUCCAUUCAGGGGCUGACCGAGGCUGGAUCCAGUUCCAGGUCUCUGAUGGCCUCCACCAGACUGCCACGCUUCUCGAAGUGCAGGCCUCCGACCCUUAUCUCAAAAUCAAGAACCACACCAGCUUAGUCAUCCACCAAGGUGGCCAAGGGACCAUUGACUCUUCCAUCCUCAGCUUGGAAACCAACAUGGACAUCAGGAACGAUGAAGACAUCCUCUUUCGCAUUAUAGGCCCGCCCGAAGGGGGAGUGGUUCUUCGUGGAGGUCAGGAGGUGUCAUCCUUCACUCAGAAAGACCUGCUGUCAGGAGAAGUGGUUUACCAGCACAAUGGGAGCAAAAACUCCCAGGAUAGGAUCCAUUUCGCUGUGGAAGUGAAUCAGGUGGUUGUGGAAGACACACUGAAUAUCGCAGUGUCCCUAGGGUCCCACCCUAGCCCGCUCAACUUUGUUCAUCAUGAGAGGAUCCACAUUCUUCAAGGAGAAGCCGUGGAGAUCAAGAAUGACUACUUGCUGGUUCAACAUGAAGAUGUCCCUCCCCAGGAAAUAGUUUACACAGUCACCAUCCCUCCUCUGUCGGGGUUCCUAGUGGCCCUGUCUCAGGGUCCAACUUCUGAAGAACCUCCAAAUUUAGACCCCAUUCAGUCCUUUACCCAAGAAGACAUCAACGAAGGCAAAGUCUUGUAUCUCCAUUCCAACCCGGAGAUACAGAGUGACCAGUUCACCGUUGACAUCACGGCCAAUGGGGUGGAUACCCUGGAGGGAGUCGUGGUGUCCCUGGAGAUCCUCCCGAUUUCGAUUCCUCUGGACGUUCACAACAUCACUGUCGUAGAAGGGAGCACCAAACCCAUCUCCAUGGACGUCCUCAACAUUCCCAGCACGUACUUCUCUGCUCUCAACGUAGAGUUCGUGGUUCUUAAAGGUCCGGAGCAUGGGAUUCUCCAGAAUACAGAAAGACCCGAAGAGGGCAACCUGCGAGUAUUCUCCUGGUUUGAGGUAGAGCAGCAGCUGAUUCAGUACGUGCACGAUGGCAGCGAAUCCUUCACAGAUGGGUUCACAGUGGUGGCCAACGUCUCCGAGGUCAACCAGCAGAGCCAACCAAGGACAGUCUCCAUCGAAGUGAUUCCAAGCAAUGACGAGGCACCGGUGGUGUUGGUCAACAGAGGACUCCAGAUGCUCGAAGGCAGCACAGCCGAAAUUACUACGGAGCUGCUCCGAAGCGAAGACGAAGACACGCCUCCGGAGGAAGUGGUCUAUUCCAUCAGGACUCCGGUCAACGGGAAAGUCGUGCUGAAGUCGUCACCCCAAAAUACAGCCCUGCGGUUCUCUCAGGCCCAGAUCAACAGCCGGCUUGUUCAGUUCAUCCACGAAGGAACUCUGGAAGGAGGGUUUUCUUUCGAUGUAUCUGACGGAGAGAACAUGUCCCCCGGACACUUCUUUUCAGUGAACGCCCGUAAGAAGCCAACCAUCACUUUAGAAAACAAGCAAGAUUUAACCGUUUGUCCUGGCUCUGCGCAGCCAAUCACAAGCCAGAACUUGAAAGCAGCAGCCAACGAUGAGGCAGAGACUCAGUCCAUUGUCUACAUCAUCGAACAGCCCCCGAAGUUCGGCUGGUUGCUGAAUGGCCAGAAGGGUGGCAACAGAGGGAGCCUGACGAAUUUCACCCAGGAGGAGGUGGAUAGCAGAGAGAUCUUCUAUCAGCACGAAAUCCCAGACCAACCUUUCUGGAGUCUCAAAGAUGCCCUUCACUUCCGAAUUUCAUCUCCAUACACAACCACGGACCCCUACGUCCUCGGACUGUCAGUCUCCUUCGAAACCACCUGUCCCCAACGCACCACUCAACUGUGGAGAGACAAAGGUCUCACAGUUCCAGAGGCCCAAAGUGCAGUCAUUGACACCUCUGUGUUGGAUGCUUCUAACCUCCUUGCCAAAGUUCCCGAGUCCAAGAGAGCGGCGUACGAUGUGAUAUUCCUCGUUACGGAACUACCCAUUCAUGGGAGCUUGUCUCUGCCCGAUGGGCCGGUCAAUCGAAAGCAUCCCUAUUUCCUGCAAUCCGACCUGACGGAUGGUGGUUUGGAGUAUGCUCACCACGGAUCUAGUACCCUCGACGACCAUUUCAAAUUUAAUGCUUGGCUCCGGCAUAUUGCUGUGGAAUCCCUUCAGCCUCCACGAAAAGGAGAAGAACUCAUCAUUUCCGGAACAUUCAAUGUCACAGUCAGUGAUAGCAACGAGAUGCCCCCACAGAUGGUCAGCCAAGGAGUCGUGCUUCAGGUACUCCAGAAUUCUCCCAUGAUGCUCUCUCAAGAACACUUGAAUGCCAUGGAUCCUGACAGCUCCCCGGAUGAAAUCAAGUAUGAGAUCCUUCCUGGGUCUUCUGGGGGCUUUGUGGCAAACGUACACAAUAAGCAAGUACCUCUAACCCAGUUUACCCAAGCAGAUAUCAAUGACGGGCAGUUAAUGUUCGUUGCCAAUGGGUCUAACUCUCCUGGGACUUUAAACCUUUCCAUCUCUGAUGGACACAAUCCAUCCAUCUUCACCUCUCUGGAAGUCAUGAUCCUUCCAGCGACCACAUGGGCAACCAACCAAACACCCUUGGAAAUCACCCAAGAGGCGAAUAUGGCUUCCUUAACCCAAGAUCACCUUUUAGGGGCUUCAGGACAAGGAGAGCCAAACACGUUCUAUAGACUUAUCCGGGAUCCGCAGUUUGGCCAAGUCAGAGUCAAUCAAAACCCAGCUAGAGAGUUUUCACAUAAGCAGGUGGACAAUGGGGAAGUGACUUUCACAUUCACAGAUUUCACUUCCCCCAAAGAUGAGUUCCAAUUCAUCGCAACAUCAGGAGGGGUCAAUAUAUCAGGAACGGUGAAUGUAACAGUCCGGGCCUUGGUCAAAACUCAAGAGGACAUCGUUUGGCCCAGAGGAACUACCAUUGUCCUUGACACCAGCAUCCUUGACGCGAGCGAGUUGGCCAACAAGACAAAGAGCAUUCCAGUUUUCAAGAUCCUUCGAGCACCGCAAGAUAGUCAUUUUGUGAAAGUCCCAAGAGACAAAGGGGAUCAUCCCAUCUCCAUCGAUGCCUUCAACCAGCAUGACCUCGAGACAGGGUUGGUGGCGUUAGAAAUCUGGGACACAGAAGACUCAGGGACAAAUCUGCAGCAGGACGGCUUCCAAUUUGAGUUAGUGGCCGAGGGAGUGCCCCCCGCUUUGGAGUCCAUGACAUACACCACAGAAGCUUUCAAUGCCUCAGCAACAUAUGGGGUAACGCUACUCCACGUGCCCGAUCUUCAAGACAAUAGCCCCAGCUCGACCACCCAGAGCAUCACACCUUCCCAGACGCUUACAAGCUGGCCACAAGGGUCAGAGACCCCUGGGCAUAGUUCCAGCAAGCCACCCGCACUUCUGACCACACGAGCGAGCCACGGAGCGACAACCAGUGCUUCUCCAACAGAACGAGGCAGACUUCUCAGCUUCAUCGAAGCCAAUAUGUUCAGCAUUAUCCUACCCAUUUGCCUCAUCCUCUUGCUUCUGGCCCUGAUCUUGCCCUUGCUGUUCUACCUACACAAGCGUAAUAAGACCGGCAAGCACAACGUCCAGGGGACUCCCCCUAAAUACAAAAACGGAACUGUGGGGGACCAGGAGACCUUCCGCAAGAUGGACCCUAACCAAGGCACUCCUUUGGUGACUGUCAACACGCUGGAAGCCAAAGGGCCCGUCUCUAAAGGACCAGGAGGGCAGCAGGAUCCAGAACUGCUCCAGUACUGUAGGACAUCCAACCCAGCUUUAAAAAACAGUCAGUACUGGGUCUGAGUGUUAGAGCCAGGGACUCAAAACGACUGUCUUCAAAUGGAGAAACGUAGUCUCGUGGACAUUCUAAGGGUCUUCUCACCUCCGUCUUCUUUCCCCUCACCCUUCUCUUUGCCAAAAUACAUAAGACAGUCCCUUGGAUACAAGCAAGUCCCUGCAAGGGUAUGGUUCUUUCUGGGUUAUCUUGUCUCGGUUUCCUCAAAGAGUUUGGUUCAUCAGCAGGGAAAUAGUCUGUAAUGAAGCAAACGAGAUUCAAACAGGGCUCUGCAGCUGUGGGUGUGAUUUCGAGGGAGUUGCAGAAGGUGGUGUGCUUCCUCAAAAUCUCAGCUUUCCUUUGUUUAAAACAAGUGUGAGAGAGCACUUCUAGUCCUUCUGACUGCAGGGAAUGGCAAGGAAGCAGAUAAAAGAUUCAGAAUCUUAGAACCCGUAGAGGAACCAAAUUAAUAUUUCCAGUGGUUGGGGCAGAGGGGGGGUACCUUGGUGACUUGGAAAGAUUCCCCCCUAUAACUAGCAAAGCUGGAAUAAUCGUUGUGAGACAUUCGAAGUGGCAAAAUAAAAUGGGUUGACGCAAGA
Messenger RNA from Heteronotia binoei (common prickly gecko), 7695 nucleotides. It is a transcript of the gene CSPG4, whose product is annotated as chondroitin sulfate proteoglycan 4. The transcript has 10 exons. The record is from RefSeq and is a predicted model, not a curated record. NCBI's taxonomy places the organism in Eukaryota, Metazoa, Chordata, Lepidosauria, Squamata, Gekkonidae. The coding region runs from base 1 to 7125 and encodes 2374 amino acids.